UGCUCCAGCGAUGACGCUUCAGUCCUAACGGUUUAUUUUAGCUCCGGUAUUUUUCCUGUUCGCUUUACAUUUUUACCCCCGAUGUAGCUUAAAACACACAUUUUGUUUUUUAUCCCUAGCUUAGCUUUCCAUUUCAUCUGAGCUCGGAUAUUAACCGCUUUCCCCCCCGCUCCUUUAUGCCGCUUCCCUCGCUGUCUUUUACUGCAUUUUAGAUGUAUUUUGUGUCCCUUGUUUCCUCCAGUAACCCAUGUCUGUGUGCAUCCCGCCUCCCUGCGCUCUCAAUAGAUGGUGCAAGUCAAAAUGUCCAAAUCGCCCGUAGACCCUCUGUCUGCUGUGGAAACAGGCUCCCAGUCGCACUAUUUCCAGCUGCCCAGGAAGUUGCCUAAACGCAAGAGCCGCUUCAAACGCUCAGAUGGCAGCACGUCUUCUGACACAACAUCCAGCUUCAUCAAACGGCAGGGGUCGGCUGAUUCGUACACCAGUAGACCGUCGGAUUCAGACCUGUCAGCAGAGGAGGACCGCGAGGCGUAUCGGCGUGAAGCCGAGCGCCAGGCACAACUGCAGCUCGACAGAGCUAAGUCCAAACCUGUAGCGUUUGCAGUAAAGACGAAUGUGAGUUACUGCGGAGCUCUGGAUGAGGACUGUCCUGUCCAAGGAGCUGCAGUUAAUUUCGAUGCCAAAGACUUCCUGCACAUCAAAGAAAAGUAUAAUAAUGACUGGUGGAUCGGCCGGCUAGUAAAAGAGGGUGCAGACAUCACCUUCAUCCCCAGCCCUCUGCGACUCGAGGCCAUGAGGCUCAAACAGGAGCAGAAACAAAGGAAAACAGGAGGUAACUCCUCCAGUUUAGGGGACAUGGUGACUGGGAGCUGGAGGACCACACCGCCAUCUGCAGGUGAAUCCAAACAGAAGCAAAAACAGGAACACGUCCCUCCCUACGACGUGGUGCCCUCUAUGAGGCCGGUGGUCCUCGUGGGACCAUCGCUGAAGGGCUAUGAGGUGACGGAUAUGAUGCAGAAAGCUCUUUUUGACUUCCUGAAACACAGAUUUGAGGGGAGAAUCUCAAUCACCCGUGUAACUGCCGACCUGUCUUUAGCCAAGAGAUCUGUCCUCAACAAAAGACCCAUCAUGGAGAGAUCCAACACGCGCUCCAGCCUAGCGGAGGUUCAGAGUGAGAUUGAGAGGAUAUUCGAACUUGCCAAAACGCUGCAGCUGGUGGUUCUGGACGCGGACACCAUCAACCAUCCCGCACAGCUAGCCAAAACCUCCCUCGCACCCAUCAUUGUCUAUGUGAAAGUUUCCUCACCAAAGGUGCUCCAGAGGCUGGUCAAAUCCAGGGGGAAGUCUCAGAGCAAGCACCUGAAUGUGCAGAUGAUGGCUGCAGACAAACUCUCUCAGUGCCCCCCUGAUAUGUUUGAUGUCAUUUUGGAUGAGAACCAGCUUGAAGAUGCAUGUGAGCAUUUGGCUGAAUACCUGGAGGUCUACUGGCGUGCCACUCACCUCCCAGGAAACACCCCUCUCAACCCCUUAUUGGAGCAGAGUCUGAUGACCCCGCCUUCUGCCAUCUCCAGCCUCCAGAACAAGAACCAGCCGCAGCCUCGUGAGGCGGUGGGCCUGGAGGGUGAGGAGGAGGAGGAGGCAGGUGAGGAGGCCCACUCCCCCCUGGAGCAGGACAGUCUUAUGCCGUCUGACGAGGCCAGCGACUCCCUGUCUCGCGGCCGGAGGGGGAGCCCGUGCCACAGGGGGGGCGAGGAGGACGAAGAGGAGGAAGAAGAGGAAGAGGAGGAGGAAGAGGAGGAGGAGGAUGAGUAUGCCUCCCCCUGCCAUGCUCGCACAUACAGGGACAUGUACCCCCCUCACCGUGGGCACACCGGCAGUGCCCACAGUGCCAACGGGCACGAGUCACAGGACAGGCUGCUCCAACGCGAAGCUCAGCAAGGCCACAACCAGAGGAACAACCGCCAGCGCAGCCGCCCCUGGCCCCGAGACACCUACUGAGGAACAAGCCCCCCCUCCCACCCACACGGCCUCCAGAUCAGCACCGAGCCCUACGACUGUCGUACGUUCCCAAACAAACGAUUUACAGAUGAAACACUUGCCCCAAAAUCAGAUGCCCAGUUUAUAAAGUAGACAUCUUUAGGUCUAUUUUUAAAGUAUUAACAGUCGCUCUCUUCCAGACUCCCAGUUUUAAUUUAUCUUUCGGGGAUGCACUGACCUCUCCAGGGUCACGUCAUUCAGAUUAAAGUCAACAGGGCUACUCACCUCUGCAAUGGAAAGGUUUCAGGCUACCAGCUGUACGCAAACUCAAACUUUAGCUGCUUUGCCUAAGGUUUCUCUAUUGUAGGAUGUCUCAUAUACUGGCCUUAAAAUUCCUAAGACUUUUAACUAUCUUUACUAUUGCAUGUAUGAGUAUAAUUAUUUUAAGACUAUUUGCACAUUGACGUCAGAACAGGAACUGAAUGAACCUUACGGAUAAACUAAUGUAGGAAUGUCUACUGUUGAAUCCACUUAUGGGGAAUAGUAAUGCAUUUGAUUACAAUGUAUAUACUGAAUGGGCACCUGGUUUUGUUUCAUUGCUACUAUAUUUGUUUGAUUAUGUUAAAUAUGGACUUGUUCGUUGUUUCAGAGAAAUGUUGCCACCCAUGUGUUCAGUCAGUUUUUACUCUGAAGACGGUGAAUGGAGACACACACACCUACACACACACUUAAUAGUCUCUUAACGGUCACAAUGUACACUGAACGAAAAUUUAAAUGCAACACUUUUGCCUUUAUUCCCAUUUUUCACAAGUUUAAGUAAAGAUCUAAGACUUUUUUUAUGCGCUCAGAAGAUAUACUCUCAAAUUUUGGUCGCAAGAUUGUUAAAAUCCAUGUUAGUGAGGACUACUUCUUCUCCAUGACAAAUCAUCCGCCA
Epinephelus fuscoguttatus (brown-marbled grouper) is the source of this 2908-nucleotide messenger RNA. RefSeq names its product calcium channel, voltage-dependent, beta 3a (gene cacnb3a). NCBI's taxonomy places the organism in Eukaryota, Metazoa, Chordata, Actinopteri, Perciformes, Serranidae. Gene Ontology annotation, biological process: neuromuscular junction development; regulation of voltage-gated calcium channel activity; chemical synaptic transmission. The record is from RefSeq and is a predicted model, not a curated record. The coding region runs from base 286 to 1995 and encodes 569 amino acids. The transcript is spliced from 14 exons. Gene Ontology annotation, molecular function: protein binding; high voltage-gated calcium channel activity. Gene Ontology annotation, cellular component: voltage-gated calcium channel complex.